Tetrahymena thermophila SB210 is the source of this 795-nucleotide messenger RNA. RefSeq lists its product as hypothetical. The transcript is spliced from 2 exons. NCBI's taxonomy places the organism in Eukaryota, Ciliophora, Oligohymenophorea, Hymenostomatida, Tetrahymenidae. The record is from RefSeq and is a predicted model, not a curated record.
AAUAAUAAUUAAUUUAAUAAUUAAAACAAAAAAAAUAUAAAAAAACAUAAAAUACGUAAUAGAAACUUAUAUCAAAUAUACAAUUAACUAACCAUUAUGAGCAAAUACGUCGAUCCUUAAAUUGACAACAUUGUUAAAAGAAGAAAAAAAACUUAAAUCUUCAAAUACAAAUAUUAUUCAGAGCAAUUUACUCCCAAUGAAUAGAAGACUAUCAACUAAGCCUUGAACAUCAUUAGCAGAGACUACUCUGCCUAAAAGGAAAGUCUUAACUAUGAAGAAGCUAAAUUCAUCUGCUACUACUUCUAUUCUGUAUUUGAGAUAUCUAGAAAAGAUUUCUCAUUUCUUGAUAAAGAACUCUUUUAAUUAUAUCAUAUUGAUGGAUAAAUGAAUGAAAUCCGCAAAGUUGUUGAUAUAAUUUUGAAUAUGAAGAAACUCUAACCCUCUUUACAACUUCGCUCAAUGGGAUUAUAUAACUAAUCAGAUAUAGCAGAUAAUCUCUCUGAGAAAUAAAUUAUUUAAAUUGAAAAAACUUGGUCUAGUUUUGACGAAGAAUAAGAGGGAUUUAUAAGCAGCAAUGAUGCUGAAUUGCCAAUUUUUUAGCUUCUUUCAGCCUAUGGUAUUGAUAAGAAUCAUCCUGAUAUGCCUAAAAUCAAGGAAUUUGUAGAUGCAUGGAAACAAAAAACUAGUUUCUAUAUCUUUUUCAAUGAAUAUGCUUCCCUUAUUUGUGAAAUUAAUAGUAGAUUUCACCUCUUAAAGAAGAGCAAAAAAGCAUCUUGUUCUUGUAGUAUUUUCUGA